AUGCCACCUAAGAGUAAGAACGCGCGCGACAAGAGUGCGGUAGCAGCAGUGGAAACUCCUGUCGCGACGCCUGCAAAGAAGAGAGGCCGCCCAGCCAAAUCUCAGACAGGCGCUGUUGAAUCAACCCCAAUUACAGCCGAGCCUCCAAAGAAACGCGGUAGACCGUCCAAAGUGACGGCUGAAGAUGUCACCGUGCUCCCAGACGCGUCCGAGCCGACAAAACGCGGUCGGGGUCGCAAGCCAAACGCGUCCAAGUCGGCUGCCCUGGCCGCGACGCCCAACAAGGCCAAAGAAAAAGGCACCGAGGACGAAGUAGAAACCGUCGCCGACAUGGCAGAACCAACUCCGCGAAAACGUGGUCGUCCUCCCAAAGUAGAUGGCCUGAACCUGAAGCGUGUCGCGGGCACUGCUCGUGUAGGAAAAUGCCAGGCCGCUCAGUCCAAGUCGACCACUAUCACAACUACUACCAAGUUGCGUACCCGUCUUCCACCAGCCAGCAAGGUGUCCAAAGGAGAGCCUGCCCCACAGCCAGCCAGGCGAGGACGACCACCCAAGAAUGCAGCACAAGCCUCUGCUGCUACUGCUCUUGCGAAGAAGAAGGCGCCCAGAGGUCGCAAACCUGCUGAGGUGCCAGUCGCAAAGCCUACAAAGCCUACCAAACCUUUGGCGCCCCGCAAGAUGCGUGGUCACACUGUACGCCAGAUCCCCGACAAAUACAUUGUCCAAGUCGACCAGCUCUUGCAUGACCUCAUGCAGGCUGAUGCGGACGCCACGUCUGAGAAGCAGGUACAAGAAGAGGAGGCAAACCAGGCACAUGAUAUGGAGGUUGAGGCUGACGUCGAGGACAAUGUGGAGGACAACGUCGAUGAAGAGAACGUGGACACUGAGGACCAGGGUCCAGAAGACGCUGCACUAGACGCAGGUGCUGACUCCGAAUCCGGCCAUCAACAAAACAGUUUAGGCGACCAGUACUCGGAUGGCGUGACGGAUGACUUGGGGCAAGAUGAACCCAUCUCAGACCAGAGCAGGGAACAAGAGCAAGACUUGCAGUCCGAGGUAAAUGGCGACCUUGAUGAUCCACCCAACCACGAGGACGAAGAUGGCAUCCUUAUUCCCCAACAGGAAAUUGAUAUACCAGAUGAGGGGUAUGCAAAUGGUGCUGAAGACGGACAAUUACUGUGA
Bipolaris oryzae ATCC 44560 is the source of this 1182-nucleotide messenger RNA. RefSeq lists its product as uncharacterized. Gene Ontology annotation, molecular function: DNA binding. The transcript has a single exon. NCBI's taxonomy places the organism in Eukaryota, Fungi, Ascomycota, Dothideomycetes, Pleosporales, Pleosporaceae. The record is from RefSeq and is a predicted model, not a curated record. Bases 1 to 1182 code for a protein of 393 amino acids.